GGCUCUUCUCUUCCGGUCUCGUUGAGGUCACGCUCGGGGCUGAAGAUGGCGGCGCCCGAUGAGCUGUUUUGUUGGGAAGGAGACUGGGGCUUACCGUCCGUCAGCUCCGACUGCCUGGUGGUUCUGAAAUUCAACGCAGACUACGACCUGUCAGCCAAAGAAGGAGCCGACAGUCUGGCCUUCAUCUCCCUCAUGGAGGAGAAACUCGUUCCUGCGCUGAUCUACACCUUCUGGAUCGAGCCGAAGAACUACGUAGACGUGACUCGACCCUGGUUUGCCGAGCACAUGGCGUUCCCCCUGAACUUCUUCCUGCCGGGUCGAAUGCAGAGACAACAGCUGGAGAAGCUUCGGCUGCUGAGAGGAGUCGACAACCUGGAGACUGGAGAGGAGCUGGAGAAGGAGCUGUUCCAUGACGCUACAGAGUGCAUGAACCUGCUGUCUCAACGCCUCGGCUCCCAGAAGUUCUUCUUUGGAGACUCGCCUUCGUCUCUCGAUGCUUACGUGUUCGGCCACCUGGCGCCGGUGCUCAGGUGUAAACUUCCCAACGGAAAGCUGCAGCAGCACCUGAAGACCCUGAAGAACCUGACGGACUUCUGCUCCAACAUCCUGCUGCUCUACUUCCCCAGAGACGUCCGAGACAGCGGCGGUCCGAAGGCGGCGCCGCAGCCCGACGACGCCGACUUCAACGACGUCCCCGACAAACGCAGGAAGCAGCUGCUGUCGGCGCUCGUGGCUCUGGGCGCCAUGCUGACCUACGCUCUGGUGUCCGGCAUGGUGCCCAUCCUGCAGGGGACACUGGAGGAGCCGCCGGACCUGGAGCCCAUCAGAUACCAGGACCACGAGGAGGAAUGAGGCGGCUGAGGGUCCGAGGAGGCGGCUGAGGGUCCGAGGACCCCUCAGGACUGAUUUUAAAUAUCCAUCAGAUUCAUCAGAAAACUGCUGAGUCAUGAAACAUGUUAAAACCUUUAAAAUAAUGUGAAGAGUCGACAGGAAGUGGAACAGGAAGUGGAACAGGAAGUGAUCAUUUAUGAUGUAACUUGAUUUUCACUGAACUUUAUUUUCUUUAAAUGUUUUUUAAGUUAAUUUUUGUUUUUUUAGUUUCUGUUUCAAACAGAACCUGAACAAUAACAACAGAUCUGUAAAACAUCCA
Austrofundulus limnaeus is the source of this 1150-nucleotide messenger RNA. Its product is annotated as metaxin-1. Lineage: Eukaryota; Metazoa; Chordata; Actinopteri; Cyprinodontiformes; Rivulidae. Gene Ontology annotation, cellular component: SAM complex; cytoplasm. The record is from RefSeq and is a predicted model, not a curated record. Gene Ontology annotation, biological process: mitochondrion organization.